AUGUCAACGACAGCAACAACAACAACAACCGUAUGGGAAUUGCCUGAAUCUUAUCAAAUUGAUAAUGAUUUUUUUCGUCCACAAGAAAGAAAACAAUUACAAAAUGCUUAUAGAAAUUUUCUAAUGAAUACAAAAUAUUAUUCAUCGAAUUCUAAUGAUAACUCAGACGAUGAGGAGAAUGCUCAGAUGUUAUUACAAUCAAAAAUUCAAUUAUUUCAAUUAUUUAUUCGUACACAACCGGUUAAUAUUCGUAGUUUUAGUCAAUAUCACCAACAAUAUGAACGUGUUUUUGUAGAACGAUUAUUUUAUUUAAUUUUAAAUAAUGUUGAAUUAACACAUUUUUCAACAUUUAAUAUUCAUUCAAUAAUAAGUAUAAGUAAAGAAUUAGAAAAAUAUCAACGUUCAACAAAUAAAAUUAUUUUAAAUACUGGUAAACUUAAUACAAUUGUACAAUUUGUUUUAUCAUUUUCAUCAUCAACAGUAGCAAUAUUUCAAAUAAAUAAUCUUUUCUAUUUACUAUUAAAUGAUAUGAAUGAUUUUUCCGGUAAAAUUAUUGAUCGAGUUGCUGAAUUAUUACGUACAUAUCAUUCGAUGACAUAUGGACAUGCUAUUACUAAACAAUCAUUAAUUUCAACAAUUGAUCAUGCUAUCAGUACUCUCAAUUAUGCUAAUCCUACUACUUAUCCAUUAUAUGAAAAUUUCUUUAAUACGUCACAUGUUUAUAAAGGUCCAUUUAUCAUUGCAUCAUUAUCAAAUCCAUCGAAAAUAACAUCACGUAUAUCUCUAUAUACAAUUAUUCAAAAUUUAGCUAUUGUACUAUUGGGUCUUACAAUUGAUGAUUUUGAAUAUGAAGAUCAAUUUCUUUCUAUAACAUCUGAACAAUGUUAUCAUAUACGUUUAACAAUACGUCGUUUAACAUAUAUAUUUAAAAAAUAUAAUUAUCAAAUUGAUUAUCCAUUAGAUCAUAUUGAUAAACAAAUUGUAAUAUUUUUAAUAAAAUCUAUAAUUGUACAUGAACGAACAUAUAAUACAUUACGACGUUUACUUGAUUUAUAUAUGAUAUCAGUACAUGGAUUUUCUCAGACAAAAAUCAAACGCCUUUUAUAUGAUUUAUUAGCAAAUUCUUCAUUUGAAUUGUAUUCAAUUGAAACAAUUCGAUAUUUUAUUGAAUUAAAUCGUCUUAAUGAAGAUAAUGAUAAUGAUAAUGAAUCAGACACAAUAUCAGUCCUUACUCAUGAAGAUGAUUUAUGGCUUAAUGAUGAACAAAUACGACUUGUAACACAUAAAUUAUAUUCAAAUAAAAUUUAUUAUGAAAUAUUUAUACCAUUAAUUAAUGGUGAUUGUCAUGAAGAACAAACUAUUGAACAUAUAUUAAUCUAUUUAGAUAAUAUUCAUUUAGAACAAGAACAAAUUAUUGAUGUACAAGAUAUGAAAAACAAAUUGACUAUAGUACCAUAG
Molecule: messenger RNA, 1458 nt
Organism: Adineta steineri
Lineage: Eukaryota; Metazoa; Rotifera; Eurotatoria; Adinetida; Adinetidae
Source: the annotation of a GenBank genome assembly